UUGGGGAAAACAGUUUUUGGAGGAAAUUAAAUCCCGAGUUUUGUGUAAAUUAUUCCGUGUCGCGGUCCAUAGCGCUGCAGCAAAUUGUGCUCCGUCCAGGCCGCUGCAUGUGCUACCUGUCCGUACUUUAAAAUCAACGCUAUGCACGUCGUGGACCUCGCGAUGGACGAGUCGGUCUCUACCCAGCAGCUACCUGCCCCUGCUCCUGCUCCGAAUAGUGGCAAAAAACUGAAACAAAGUCGCCUACCGUUCUUGGUGCUGUCGCCCGGAACGACCUCAUCGAUCGGAUCGUUGCAGUCGGAAUCGGCGACCAGUGGGGAACCCUCAACGGUCGAAACCCGCAAACGGAAACCGUCCUGCGAUGGCAAUCACAGUGGACUUCACCAGGCCAAGGUGGUCCGUACCUCGGACCGACAAAGCAGCGGAGAAGAGUUAAUCGUGGUAGGAAAAUCGGAACCAGAAGUGAUCAUUUUAGAUGAAGCUGUAUCGCCCAUCGCUAUUGCUGAUCCCUCGCCGGGCAACAAGAGUGCUAAACCGGCAGGUACGGAUGCGGAGGAUGGAGGAUCGUCACCCGAUAAAGCAGACACUACCGUCCAACAGAUGGUGAUCAGUUCGAGCGAGGAGGACGUUUAUGCGCUCUGUACCCCGAACAAGGAAGAAGAAACAUCGAUGACGUCAACUAGCGAGAAACCGGCCGCCAAGAAGAUCUCGGCCAAACAGCUUGCCCGAAGCCUCGAGCACGAACGUAAGCUGGCGCUGAAGGAGCAGGAACGGCAAGAAAAGCGUCGUCGAAUGCAGGAGGAAAAGGAGGAGAAGGCACGCGAGAAAGAGGAACUGGAGCGACAGCGUCGCAAGGAGCGUGAGGAACGCGAGGAGCAAAAACGCCGGGAACGUGAGGAACGAGAAGAAGCGAAGCGAAAAGAACGCGAAGAAAAGGAAAAGAAAAGACAGUCAGAGAUCGAGCAAAAGAAUGAAGAGAAACGGCUGAAGGAAGAGGAGCGUCGCCGGAAGGAGGAAGAGCGGGAAGCAGAGGAAAAACGGAAACAGAAGGCACAGGCUCAGGUUUUCAGUCGCUUUUUCGUGAAAAAGACACCGGCCAACGGUUCGACGAAAGCUUCAGAUGAUGAAAACUCGAUCGAUUCGAUCGUCGGCAAAGGAGAACUGGGCAUGGUAUCUGAUCGCUUUAUGCCGUUUUGUGUGAAGGGCGAUAUGCGGAUGGCACCGGUUACGCGGCGAACAUUGACUCAAGCCGAGAAGGACCGCUUGCAGACACUGUUCACCAUUGAAGCGACAAAAGACGAGAUCCCGCCAAGUGAUCUUUAUCUCGGUCAGCUAAAGCGUAACUGCAUUCAACCGCUCAAGAUGGGCCCAACGUGGAUAACGGAGGCGGAAGAGGAUGACGAUGACAUCACGAUUAUUGAUGAAACCACAUAUCAACCGAUCGUGGAAGAUCACGCCACAAUGAAGCAGAAGAUGAAGGCAAAGUUCUUCCUUUUUGAGGAAAAUCGGAGACCACCAUACCGAGGAACGUGGCGUAAGAGGAGUACCAUCGUUCGGUCUCGCCGUCCAUUUUCGAAAGACACAAAAUAUUUCGAUUACGAGGUGGAUUCUGACGAUGAAUGGGAAGAGGAAGAACCGGGCGAAUCGCUGCACGGUAGUGACGACGAAAAGGAUGUCGACGCGGAGGAGGACUACGAGGUGGACAAUGAUUUCUUCGUCCCACAUGGGCACCUGAGCGAUGAAGAGAUGCAGGCAGAGGAUGAAGAUGAAGCUCCGGAUGCCGACAACAGUCCCGAGGCGCAAAAGGCGAAGCUUAAGAUCUUGCAGCAAGAGUUUGCGGCCGAAAUGAAGAAGAAAACGGAAAAGAUCAAACCCCGACUGAUCGGGUGCAUCUGGCAGCAGCACAGGGGAGAGGAUUGCGAAGAUCGAACGGCCGACUGUUCCACGCUAAUUAUGAAGAUCCUCAACGAUCGUGCAAUGUUGUACGAUCCGAGUGAACCGAUCUCGUUCACGCAGGUCUCAACGGCAACGGCUCCUGAAGGUGCGGGCGCAACGAUCGAUCGGGACCUCGAUUCACCGGGAAAGGAGAACAAGAAAGCUCCGAAAAAGGGUCGCAUCUCCGACAGUGCAGUCGGUGAUUUGGCGCGCCUGGUGCACGGCAAUGUUAACAAUCGGAAGUUCCUGGUGCGCGAGUUCCAGGCGUUCUGGGCGAACCGUGGCACCGGCGGUAACGAAGGAUCAGAGGGUACCGGAGAAACGGCGACAUGCGUGCCCGAGUUUAGCAUGGAAAGCAUCCGCAAUAAGAUCAAAGAGAUCGCCACCUGGGGUGCAUGUCCGCUGGAGGGCCCGAUGCAUGGCAAACACUGCUGGACAGUUGAUGAAGCGGUGCUGAAGGACUACAAUCUGACGCAAUUGCAGCUACCGAACGCUUGGGUCUAUCACCUGAAAGGCAGCAAUCCGUCACGCUCCAGCAAACUCCUUGUUCCAACUAAACCGGCCGGUGGUACAGUCGAUGAAGAGAAUUGA
Messenger RNA from Anopheles darlingi, 2526 nucleotides. It is a transcript of the gene Caf1-180, whose product is annotated as chromatin assembly factor 1 subunit A. Gene Ontology annotation, biological process: nucleosome assembly. Gene Ontology annotation, cellular component: CAF-1 complex; nucleus. The transcript has 3 exons. NCBI's taxonomy places the organism in Eukaryota, Metazoa, Arthropoda, Insecta, Diptera, Culicidae. The record is from RefSeq and is a predicted model, not a curated record. Bases 142 to 2526 code for a protein of 794 amino acids.